Paecilomyces variotii is the source of this 2275-nucleotide messenger RNA. RefSeq names its product putative alpha/beta hydrolase. The coding region runs from base 356 to 1960 and encodes 534 amino acids. Lineage: Eukaryota; Fungi; Ascomycota; Eurotiomycetes; Eurotiales; Thermoascaceae. The record is from RefSeq and is a predicted model, not a curated record. The transcript is spliced from 2 exons. Gene Ontology annotation, molecular function: A2-type glycerophospholipase activity. Gene Ontology annotation, biological process: cardiolipin acyl-chain remodeling. Gene Ontology annotation, cellular component: mitochondrial inner membrane.
CACGCUGACGAACCAGUGACGCUCUCUUAUCACGUUUAAUCGUGCUGCCUGCUAGCACGUUGACUUGUUGGCCACGGCCUUUUCUACAAAAAGGCCCUUCCCUUCGCUCUAUGGUCUUCUGUCGCAGCCAUUCCAGUGAGAGUGGCAGAGCAUCUCUGUCACUCCAGCACUCUUUGGCAAGGUGUAUUCACCACGGCUUCAGUCCUUCCCAUUGCUACAGUUCCAUAGAUCCUGGUCAGCCUUAGACGCGACGUUAUCUGUUCCAUCGUCUCCCCGCUUCAGCCGCCGCUCCCAGACAUACUUCUCCAGCUCCCCGCUGUCCGCCACUGCGCAGACUUCCCAUUACCAGUCUACCAUGUCGUCAGAGUCGCUGAAUGCUCCGGAUGAAGGCGCCCGUGGGCGUAACCAGCAGAGAUCAACGCCUUCCGAGCCUCCUAACCCGCCCUAUGGGAAUGUAGCCUCCGUGAAGUCUAGCAUGUUUCCGCUAGGCUACAAGGAGGGAUUUAGCCAAUGGUGGGCGAGUAUUCCAGCAGCAGUAGCGGAGCAUCGCGUCCUAUCUUUUGUUCCCUUCCUACAACAACCUCCAACGCAGCGGCAGACCGGAAACACCGUAGAUGCCCCAACUGGCGCAACGCAUACUCUGGAGACACAGGACCGUAGCCAACAAGGCGAUGUAUCAGCGAAUUCAGUCAACGACCCGUACGGACCACGACGAUGGCGAUCAACAAUGGUUGAAUUGAGCGGGCAGAAUCGCGCUUUGAACGAGUUCUCUGUCGAGCGGGUUGGGGAGGAAGCUGACCAGAACCUAGUCAUGUUGCACGGCUACGGUGCUGGUCUGGGGUUCUUCUAUAAGAACUUUGAGCCUCUGAGUCGGCCCAAGGGUUGGCACUUGUAUGCGCUCGACAUGCUAGGGAUGGGUCGGAGUACUCGACCACCGUUCAAGGUUAAGGCUAAGAACCGCCAGGAGGCCAUCGCGGAAGCGGAAGCUUGGUUUAUUGAUGCUCUAGAGGAGUGGCGCAUCAAGAGAGGCAUCAAGCGCUUUACGUUGUUGGGUCACAGUCUCGGCGGGUACAUGGCAGUCGCAUAUGCGCUCAAGUAUCCCGGCCAUGUCAACAAACUUAUUCUUGCCUCUCCUGUGGGAAUACCAGAAGAUCCAUAUGCCGUGAACGCAGAUAUACCUGAACCGUCUGAAUCUGGGUUGGCAAACGAAUUCACACAGGAUCAAGAAAGUAUCACGGAAGGCCGGGCGGCCAGAGCUGGCGAUGGCAACAAUGUUAUGAAUGCUCGCGCGAAGGCAGCAGAGUCUGCACCACGGAGACCUCUGCCCAAGUGGUUUGCAUAUCUCUGGGAUCAAAACGUUUCCCCAUUCAGUAUUGUGCGAUGGACUGGACCAUUCGGCCCUCGUAUCGUGUCGGCGUGGACUUCACGACGCUUCUCUCAUUUACCAUCAGAGGAGGCUAAGGCUUUGCACGACUACUCGUACUCUAUAUUCCGCCUCCGAGGCAGCGGUGAAUAUGCUCUAGCCUAUAUACUCGCACCAGGAGCUUUCGCACGCAAUCCUCUUAUUCGGCGAAUACACGGCGUAGGCAGACAGAUAAUCCGGCCAUCGUCAGAGGAAGCUGCUUCCUCCACUAAUUCUUUAUCUGCCGCGGAGUCAACUGCCAAUUCUCAACUGGAAAGACGCGAGAAUGGAAUCCCUGUCGUUUUCAUGUACGGAGACCACGACUGGAUGGACGUCAGGGGUGGCCACGCAGCGAAGGCAAAGAUCGAAGAAGAGCAGCGCCGUAUUCUUCAGAAGGCGACUCCAGAGGAGAGACAGGCAGACACUGUUUCCGCUAAAGUUGUCAUUAUCAAGAAUGCCGGUCACCACCUGUACCUUGACGGGCCGGAUGAAUUCAACCAGGUCGUGUUAGAGGAGAUGGAAGAUGUGAGUCGAAGGGAAAGACAGAGGAGCCAAUAGAAAUCCGCAUUACUGCAUCUCGUUCGCGUACAAAGUCUCGAUAAAUUCCUCAACUUUCAUCCUUGGCGUGUUAGCUGUUCGUGAGAUAUGAAUAUUUUGGUCAUUCGUAUUGGGCUUUCGUGUUUAUUGUUUAUUUUCCCGUUAUCCGUUGGCAGUCUUCAACACUUAUGCCUAUGCCUAUGCAAGAUGUAUGAUAUACCUACCUACCUACCUACCUAGGGGACUACGCUCUAUCACGUUUACACUGUACAUAGACGAGUCAACCCCGAAUUUAGACUUAAGAAUAAUUUUCAAUUCCGUUAUGGGAAUUAUUAU